Polyodon spathula (Mississippi paddlefish) is the source of this 333-nucleotide messenger RNA. RefSeq names its product U6 snRNA-associated Sm-like protein LSm2. The transcript has 4 exons. Gene Ontology annotation, cellular component: Lsm1-7-Pat1 complex; precatalytic spliceosome; U6 snRNP. NCBI's taxonomy places the organism in Eukaryota, Metazoa, Chordata, Actinopteri, Acipenseriformes, Polyodontidae. Gene Ontology annotation, molecular function: RNA binding. The record is from RefSeq and is a predicted model, not a curated record. The annotation marks the transcript as partial. Gene Ontology annotation, biological process: mRNA splicing, via spliceosome.
ACACCUUGUCACUCUUUGCAGCUGUUCUACUCAUUCUUUAAGUCACUGGUGGGGAAGGAUGUGGUAGUGGAGCUGAAGAAUGAUUUGAGUAUCUGUGGAACUCUGCAUUCGGUCGAUCAGUAUCUGAAUAUCAAGCUGACAGACAUCAGUGUGACAGACCCAGAGAAGUACCCCCACAUGCUUUCAGUGAAGAACUGUUUCAUCCGAGGCUCCGUGGUGCGUUACGUACAGCUCCCCGCGGACGAGGUGGACACCCAGCUACUGCAGGACGCCGCUCGCAAAGAGGCCAUGCAGCAGAAACAGUGAUUUCAACAGGGGAGGGGAGGGGAGGGG